GUGAGAGCACGACGGUCGGCUGUGCCCACGCCGCUCGCGCUUCGCGUCAUCCAGAAACGUUUUCUCCUCGCGUUUGACGCGUCCUCUCUUUCUCUUUCUCUCUCUCUCUCCCUCUCCCUCUCGUCUCGCACGCGUAAUCACGCAGUCAUCGCGCUCCGACGUUGCAUCUGUCCGUCGCAGGCGCCGGUAGUGCGUCUCGUCCCCGUGUCACCGUGAACGUAGCAGUGGACGCGAGCGACGUAACGCGAGACCGUAUAUACACACGUAUACACGCGGACGACAGGAGUGCGUAACGCGGUGUGCAUAUCUACGCACGCGUAGACGCGAGACUACGUCUCCGCAGGGAGGAGCGCGCGAGGGGGCGGCGCGCGCGCCCGCCGAGCAGCGUCGUCGUCGUCGUCCUCGUCGUCCUUUAUCGCUCCGGUUGCUCUUACUCGCUCGUUAGUGUGCGGGGCACCUGCGUGUGAGAACGUUGGCUACGCGGGUACGAUGUGAGAUAAGUGCGCGGCAGGACGACUCCCGUCGACAGAGACGAGCAGAGUGAAGGUCGCGCAGGACGACUGGCCCGCGAAUUCGAAAACGAUCUUUCGGUGAGUGCGUUUCGCGAACAUCGCAGCGGACGGGAGCGCGAUACACAUCCCAAGCGAGAUCAGCUAUGCGUCUCGGUGCGUGAUGGACAGGAGGCGAGCCUUCCCAGCCAGCAGCAGCGGUGGCUUCUUCUCCAUCGGCAGACUCAUGGAUACGUGGAUAUUCUUCCUGUUCGUCGCCAUUGCCGACGUGGCGGCGUCAGUGGAGGUUCACUUCGAGAACAAGGAUGGCGGAUUCUUCCUCAAGCAUACGCAGCGACAAUAUUAUCCGGCCCGCGGCACAUCGGACUCCGUCCCGGCGCUGUCGACGAGCACGUCGAGCAACAGCAACAACAACAACAACAACAAUAACAGUCCGGCGAACGCGGUACCGUCGCCACCGCCGGGCUCCGUCCUCUCGAUCGACAAAUUCACCGUCUUCCAGACGAGCGAGCCGGUGUCGGUGCGGGCCACGUACGGGCCCUUCAGCACCAAGCAGACCGUGCCGGCGCGUUACAUAGUCCCCGACCCGCUGGACGCGUUACCGGCACCGGAAACGCGGCGCAAUCUCACGGCCGCGACGAUCCUGGACGCCCAGGAGCUCGGCGCACGUCACCUGGACAUGUCGGCCCACCUGGUGGGCAACAGCGUGCCGCGCGACUCGCCCGUGCUCAGGGUGCUCUUCCACGCCGGCAGCGAGACCGGCGGUAGACGUCAGCUGUUGAUGGCGCGUCAUCAGCGGGUCUGCGUGGUGCUGCACGCCAGUCUGGCCAGUCCAUCGCGAAGCAACGCCGCGAGCAGGAGCAUCAAUGGACGCUAUUCUUCCUCCUUCUCCUCCUCCUCUUCGUCCUCUUCUUCUUCUUCAUCAUCUUCAUCUUCAUCUUCCGCCCUCACGGCCGCCUGCAGCCCCGACGGUGAAAACGGCGUGUGCCUCGCGCAAAUCACCAUUCCGGCCGAUUGGUGGGCGCCCUUGCCACCGCCCGAUGCCUCUGGUCGUGUCAAGGUCGCCAAGAGUCUGCCGCGAUUGAUCCAGGUCGCUUACUCCGUCCUGGAACCGCGUACGGAGGAAGGCGGCGGUGGUCUCGGUGGGGACGGCGGUGGCUCCGUCGACGGUUCGGGAUUCUGCAGACCCAGGGUGCAGAUUCAACCCGUCACCCCUCUUGGUCAGAUACCGCUGGCGCCGAACAAAGCGGAUUAUAAGGAGCUCAGAGCGGAUGACUUGCUUACGCUUCUGGUACCCCAUGGACCGCUCUAUCCGAGAUCCAGGCUGCACGUUCCGGCGUUCCUGCAUCCUGCCAAAGUAACGGAUUCCCGGCAGGAUCGACCGUUAAUCGUCGCUGUUAUCCUCAGAGUGAGAGUAAAAUCUGGUGUGAAAAUCGUGGAUGCUUCGUCCAGUAGCCCGGAUUGGAUCGUCCAGAGCGAUGUAAACGCGAAAUGUACGGCCGCCACAUUUACAGCUCGGCGCAAAGAAACUUCGCGUGUAUUAUUAAGCACAUCCGCGGAAGAAAUAAUGACGAUGUUGCUAGAGGCCAGCGAGGAAGGAAUAGGCGGAAGUUGGGACGGCGGUAAAAUUGUAUGGAGCGUGCGUUAUGAGCUCCAGGACGAGGAGGAGAAGGACUCGCAGUUGACGGGCGUCGAUCAGUUGCAGCAACGAAUGCAUCAGCUGCAGCACCAUCACCAUCAUCAUGUCGAGAAGAGAAAGCUGCAGGUGCGGCUGGAAAUACAGAAGGAUGAUAUACAGGCGGUGCUUCCGAUCUCUAAGAACUGGGAGGUGAUGAAUACGGCAGUGCUGACGGGGCGUCAGGUGUCGCAGGGGAUGAAGGUUUUCAUCGUUAGUCAAGCUGGCACAGUGGCCGACGUCACAUUGCAGUCGUCCUGUCAUUCCGAGGACGAAAGCGUUCUCAAGGUAUCGUCCUCUUGUAGCAGCGUGUACGUGGACGGUUCGGAGAUUCGGGGUUCCAGCAACGCAUCGGUCCUCGUCAAGUACGGCACGUACACCGGUUUAGCGAGGUUCACCGUGUGGAUGCCCGAGUUUCCGCUGGAGGUGACCGUUGGCGACACUCGACUCAGCCAGAUAAAGGGCUGGAAGGUGCCGGAGGAGCACGCGACCAGCGCCAAGAGCAAACGUAGCUUGGUGAACGCGACGAAGAUCGAGGAACGGACCUCGGAGUCGCCGGUGGUCACCGCGCGAGCGAAGAAGAGAAGCGCCGUCGAGAUCGAAGAAUCGAUCGAGGACACCUCGAUGGACAUGGACGACCCGGACGAGCCGCUCCUCGAGGAGGACGAUGAGCACGAGGAACGAUUCCGUGGCAAUGGGAACGAGCACGGGUGGGACACGAUCAAUUCCAUCGAUCGGAAUCUAUCCCCGGCCAAUUGUCGACUUCGGUUCCAGCAGAGUCCGGUCGAAGUUCACGCCCGGUUCCUGGCGACCGAUCAUGACUCGGGCAGGGUCUCGUACUUUGUCAAUCGACGCACCUGGCUGCGCGUCACCGACCUCGUGGCCGGCAUGUUGCGCGUCUCCGAUCCUAGGAUAGCGACGCUUCUUCAAAAUAAAUUGGUCCAGGGCCGCGGGGUGGGACGCACGGAGGUGCAGGUACUCUCGCCGAUCACCGGUAGAGUCAUCGGCGCGAAGGAGAUCAGGGUCGGCAACGAUCGCGUGUCCGUGAUGCGACUGUCCGUCCGAGUCGUGUCUGGGCUUCAGCUCAGCAUCAGUCCCGAUACCGCGAUCGAGAACGGAUAUGUCGCGGAGACCUCGGUUACAAGGAGAUUGACUGCGCAGUAUCAGGAGGGAUUGCUAGACAUCGACGUGGAGUUCUCGGACGGUACCCGUACGCCCCUAAGGGAGAUCGCCGUGAGCGAUUACAAUUUGCAGGUCGAGAGCACGGAUCCGGAAGUCGUGGCGUUCGCGCCGAUGGUCGCUUCGCAUCAUCCCCGGGUCAUCGCCGUUGGUGAGGGUCGCGGUGACCUGCUGCGCGUCAGUCUUCAGCUGGCCGAUUCCUGCCGAUUAUCCGGCAGACGGUCGGGCAAGGGCUCUCAGAGGACGACGGUCGCCGCGUUGGCGAGCGCGUCGGCCAAUGUCGAGGUGGAUUUCGCCUCGAGCGAGGUGCCCAAUCGGCCGGAAUUUGUGCAAAAUGACGGCGGCGGCACCGUCGGCUCCCAUCAUCACAGAGAACGUAAAACCAACCGGGGCGAAAUGACACCGGAUCUACAUGACAUUCUCAUCGGGUUACCGCUGAAAGACGAGAAAGACGGGCACAAGCACGAGCCUCUGGUGCAGGCGCGGCAGCAUCGCACGGCUAUAGCUAAUGGCAUGUCUUCAGGGGGUAUGGGCGGCGUCGGCGUGCGUCAUCACGGCGUCGGGGCGCGCAUGAGUCCGCUCGAGAUCGGGAUGUACGUGCUGCUCGCGGCGUUCUGCUUCGCGAUCGUUGUCUUUGUCGUCUCCUGCGUGGUGUACGCCAGCAAGUUCAAGCCUCAACCACCGGACUCGCCGGGGCUCCUGACCGGCGCGGCCGUACCGGUCCUCGCUGGAGCACGCGCCGCCGCGAACCAGCUGGCGUCCGGCAGACGAAUCCACCACCAACGUCCACCUCGCGAAUCCACCACCAACGCACACGACUGGGUAUGGCUGGGUAGAGCUACCCUCGAGCGAGCCGCCUGCGGUCCGCAACAGGUGCGCGUAACAAGUAAUCCGCUGGCUGGCGAAGGUGAACCCGAGAACGAACUGGGGACGUGCUUCGACAAUCCGAAUCACAUCGAGCUACCGUCCGCCAACCAACGCAUAACAUCUAGCAGCGGUACUAGCGCUAUCGACACCACAACUUAUUCCAAGAGGGACAGAGUAGCGCGGAACAGUUUCGCGGCGAAAUCCGCGAUCAAGCCGUCCGCGAUGAUAGCACCCACCAAUGCGACUACGACGGCGACGACAACGACGUCGUCGAUGAUAGCUCCGUCAAUGGCCAUCACGCGAAAUGACAACGACGAUAUCCCUCCGCCCUUGCCGCCGCAUGGGGUGCCGGUCGCGAUCUCGACAUCGGUUACGACCACGACAACGGCAACGACGACGAUCGGCACGAACAAUGGGAACAAUGGCAACAACGAGGAUUAUAAACCACCGGUACCGCCGCAUAGAAACACGGGCGUUAACGUGCGGCUGCCGGAACCACCGCGAAAACAUCGCCACAGGACGUCCAGCGGCGGCAGCGGCGGUGGUGGCCAUCAUGGGAAUAACCAUCGACACAGCGGCAAACCACCGCAACAGUCGAGCCAUCACAUGGUCAAACCGCACGCGAAAGCCAGAGUGAUGGAAAAUGCGAACAAACAGCAGAACGGCGGCGAUGACGAGGAAUUUGUAGAGCUGGUGAAUCAUGACGAUAACAACAAACGCGACCUCGCGAAAGACGCCGGGAGGUCCCGGGAGAUCAAGAGGGCGACCAUAGUCGGUAAUCCGAUGUACUCGUCCUUCUCCACGUCAGCUGUCGCUUCCACCGUCAACGCGUCUACUCCUGUCGGCGGCACAGCCUCGUCCACCACCACGUCCCCGCCGUCCUCGUCGCCGUCCGCCUCCUCCUCGUCCUCGUCAUCCUCAUCCUCCUCCAGCUCCUGCGCUUCGUCGUCUUUCCAAGAACAGGAAGAGUCAGUGCCGCUCGACGAUCUUAAUCUAGGUAUGGACUACAACCAGAUCAUGCAAUAUUUUGACAAUCUGAAGGAGUCGAAUGCCUAGGUAGGGCCGUUCGACCUCUUGGAAGGUCGAGCAGUAGUCAAUGUCGAUACGGAACACCGGGAUCCUCGUCAGUAGAUGCGGGCGAGCGUGUCGAACUGUUUUCUUUUUAUGUUCGCCUCUUGAAAAUUCUCUCGGAGAAUUCUCUGUCGUGACAACUCGCUCUCACAGAAAUGAGAUUCCGCUAUACACGACGACGGUGACUUCCCCGGAUAUUUCGUAUUUUAGACUAUAAUCUAGUCAGCUUCCUAGCAGCACAUCAAGAGUAACGCGCAAACAUGCAUAAAUACAUAGUACACUCUCAUAUUAACGGAAUUAAGAGAGAGAUUAACUCCUUCAUACACAAUUCAUACAGUCUCUCGGCAAUUUAUUACGAUCGCUAACAGUUUUCGGGCGCGCAAUGGGUGAAAGUUCCUGAAGUAUGAUGAUAAUUUGCACCGAUAAUAUAUUCACGUCAAUACGUAAAUAAUGAUACGUAAAAUGUAAUGCGCGAUAAGAAAAAUCUAUGCGUUACAUCGAUACUUUAUAUUAUAUAUCCCACGCGAAGAGAUGCAUAUAUUCACUAUAUUUUUUUACCAUUUUUACAAAGUAUAUAUACAUAUAUGUAUAUCAUUAUCCCAAAUGAUUAUAUCAACCAAAUAAGUAUAUCUUUUUCGUUCAUUUUUAUUGAUUAUUUUUGCUAUCUGCAAAAUUUUCUCUUUAAUAGCUCUCUAAAUAACUUCAUCCGUUAUAUCGACAAUAUUCAAUAGAUUUAAUCUAUCAUGAUGUUUUCCUUUAUUUUCUCAUUUUUUAUCAUUUUCAAUUCAUACGGGAAGAUAUUAUUCGUGCGUCGCGAAAACUUGUCGACGUAAUAAAUAAUCGAAGCACUGUUCGUAUAUACACGCAAGAGGCUUUAAAAAAAAACUGACUGUCGAUGGCCAAGUGGGGUAGGUAGAUCGCUCGCUCGAUGACGACGAAAACGUCUCGCGCGACGUUCCGUUCCUCGCUGCGAGCUUUCCUUCGUUUCGUGCAGGAUCGUCGCAUAUCCUCGCCCCUCGCCCCCUCCCCCUCCGUGCCAUCUCGAUCUCUCGCUCAAAAGCUCUUCCCCUGCGCUAUCACGGUUCCUCCUCCCCCUCAUUCCCGUGAGGGUUGCAAGAGACGAGCAUCACUUGCGAGAUGCUUUGUAUUUUGAUCGCGGCGCAAUGGCUUUCUAUGCCGUAUCUAACGAUAAAAAAUGCGAAAGGGCAUCACCUCGCGAAUCUCUUUCCAUUGCUGAUAUCAAAAAUGUCGCGUUUCAUGUACAAAGAAAGGAGAGUUUUGUACGAUGACGAUGCGUAUGACGGCGCGUCUCUUCCUCGCCCUUUCCGGAUAUUCGAUCUGCAUCAAAUACAUAUUCGCUUAAUGCGCGCGAUUCGCCGUCAAACCGGUGAAUUUUUCACCGGUUCGCAGACUGCCAAUCGGUCUUUGUCAGGUGUAUACGAGACGCGCGAUCAAAAUACGACGAAGCAAAACGUGCGAGACUUGCAACCCGACCCGGCCGCAUCGGAGGACGCAUAUUUAUUCGAUCGACCAUACGUCAUAAUGUUUGUAAAUUUUGCUUUGUAAGACUGUGUACAUAUAUACAUAUAUAUAUUAUAUAUAUAUAUAUAAACGCGAUAAAGCGCAUGUUAAUUAUGGACUUACAGAUUUAAAGUUACAUUUAUAUAGCUAAUAGAGAAUCGCGUUCCACGCAUCGAGAGACGCGCACGUCGGAAAUAUCGAAUGAAGAAGUAUCUCGUCGACAAAGUGACGAAGCGUAUAUAUAUUACACGCUGCUCUCUCGCUUUUGAAUUAUCCUCCCUUGGGGAGGGACGAUCUUUUUUAAGUAAACAUCGCGUACUCGUGUCGCAAUCAGCACUUUUUAAAAGCACGCCGAAAAUAUCACCUUCAUCAUGUGAAAAUGCGUGUGUUAGCGAGAUCAGUAUAUCGUGAAAAACGUCUAUAAAUGUCUAGAUAGUACCUAAAUAUAACACGUAUGCGUAUCGACACGUAUUUAGGUACAGUAUUGAGAUACGGUGUAUUCUCAUUAUUCUUGCUUUAAACAUUUGUAUCUAGGUAUUCUAUAUCUGCUACGAGAUAUAACACGUACCAUGUAUAUUGCCAUAUCACGAGUGUAUAUAAUUGUAUAUUUAUCGUAAAAAUAUGUAUUAUCGGGAAUAUUGAAAUCGGCCGAGAUAUUCUGAAAGAGAUAGCCUACUUCCUUUUGACACAUAUCUAUUCAGUUUAGAUUUUUUAUUUACAACCGCAUUAGCCUGCACGUUACAAUGUUUAACACUUUCAGCUAAAAAAGUCAAAAGUAGCUAAAUAUCAGAAAUAUGUUUCGCAAUUUUUAAUGACUAUACUUCAUACCUGAAUACUAUUUCGAGAAAUGUAUGUAUCAUCGUAUAAAGAGGAACACAUAUUUCUAUCAUGUGUCCGAGCAUUUUGUACCUAGAUACAAAGAAUGCGUGUUGAAAGUGUGUAUAAACUAAGUGAACAUUAUUGUCUAUAAAUGGCUUAUAUGGCUA
This is a messenger RNA of Camponotus floridanus (Florida carpenter ant), 7808 nucleotides long. It is a transcript of the gene dtn, whose product is annotated as transmembrane protein 132C. NCBI's taxonomy places the organism in Eukaryota, Metazoa, Arthropoda, Insecta, Hymenoptera, Formicidae. The record is from RefSeq and is a predicted model, not a curated record. The transcript has 10 exons. Bases 673 to 5286 code for a protein of 1537 amino acids.